AUGAACAGACAAGUUUGCAAGAAAUCCAUCAGUGGAGGGAGCCAGGGCUUCUCCGUCUGCUUUGCCGUGGUCCCCAGCAGCAGCACCAGGAUGAGCUGUGUGGCCCGCUCUGGAGGAGCUGGCAGGGGGGUCUGUGGGUCCCGGAGCAGAGCAGGCGGCUUUGGCAGUCGCAGCCUCUACAACCUGGGUGGCAGUAACAUCUCCGUCAGCGUGGCUGGCGGCUCCCGGGCUGGUGGCUUUGGGGGAGCACGCAGCAGCUGUGUCAGUGGCUAUGGAGGUGGUUAUGGAGGUGGCAUUUGUGGAGUUAGAGGAAUGGGCAGUGGUUAUGGAGGGGUUGGUGGUUUUGGAGGGACUAGUAGCUUUGGUGGGCCUGGUGGCUAUGGCUCUAGUGUCUGCCCUGGGGGAAUCAACCAGAGCCUCCUGCAGCCCCUCAAUGUGGAGAUCGACCCCCAGGUUGGGCAAGUAAAGGCCCAGGAGCAGGAGCAGAUCAAGACCCUCAACAACAAGCUCGCCUCCUUCAUUGACAAGGUGAGGUUCCUGGAACAGCAGAACAAGGUCCUGGAAACCAAGUGGGACCUGCUCCAGCAGCGGACUGCGGGCUUGGCCUCCAGCUUGGGCUCCAGAGGCCUGGAGACUUUAUUUGAAAGCUACAUUAACUGCCUGCACAGGCAAUUGGAUUCGGCUCUGGUGGAGAAGGGGACUCUGGAAGGAGAGUUAAGGAACAUGCAGGACCUGGUGGAAGACUUCAGAAAGAAGUAUGAAGAUGAGAUCAACAAGCGUACUGCUGCAGAGAAUGAGUUUGUUGGGCUCAAGAAGGACGUGGAUUCAGCCUUCAUGAACAAGGUGGAGCUUCAGGCUAAGGUGGACAGCCUGACAGAUGAACUCAACUUCCUGAGGACCAUCUAUGAGACAGAAUUGAUCCAGAUGCAGAAUCACCUUAAUGACAUGUCUGUGGUCCUGUCCAUGGACAACAACCACUGCCUGGACCUGGACAGCAUCAUCAAUGAGGUCAAGGCCCAGUAUGAGGACAUUGCCCAGAAGAGCAAGGCCGAAGCCAAAGUGCUGUACACGACCAAGCUUGGAGAGCUGGAGAACAAGGCUGGCAGGCAUGGGGACGACCUGAAGAGCACCAAGAUUGAGAUCAUGGAGCUCAACCAGAUGAUCCCAAGGCUGCGGGCUGAGAUUGAGAAUUUCAAGAAGCAGAAUGCCAACCUGCAGAACGCUAUUGCUGAUGCUGAGCAGCGUGGGGAGCUGGCCCUCAAGGAUGCCGACACCAAGCUCCAAGAACAGCAGGAUGCCCUUCAGCAGGCCAAGGAUGACCUGGCCGGGCUGGUGCAUGACUACCAGGAGUUGAUGAACAUCAAAUUGGCCCUGGAUGGGGAGAUCGCUACCUACCGCAAGCUGCUGGAGAGUGAGGAGUGCAGGAUGUCUGGAGAGUGUCAGAGCGCUGUGUGCAUUUCGGUGGUCAGCAACGUCACCAGCACAGACACCAGCCCUGGUGGAGGCCGUGCGGGAUUUGGAGGGGUCACCCGUGGCAGUGGCGGUGGCUACAGAGGUGGCGGCGGCAGCGGCAGAAGAGGCAGCAACAGAGGCAACAGCGGCAGCUACGGAGGAGUCGGCGGUGGCAGCGUUGGGGGCAGAGGCAGCGGCGGGGGCUGCCAGGCCUACAGCAAUGGGAGCAGUGGCUCUGGGAAACAGAGCGGCAUCCAGAGCUUGGGAAGCACUGGCUACAAGUCUGGCGGUGGGGGCGGCACCACCAUCUGCUUCACUCAGACCACCAGCUCAAACCAGCUUUGCAAGUGA
Messenger RNA from Odocoileus virginianus texanus, 1803 nucleotides. The record is from RefSeq and is a predicted model, not a curated record. NCBI's taxonomy places the organism in Eukaryota, Metazoa, Chordata, Mammalia, Artiodactyla, Cervidae.